AUGGGAGGCCGGCGGUCUCCAUUAGAACCGGGCUUAACAUACCAGGUGAAGUUAAAGGGUGACCUCGGGGUAUCCGAAGAGGAUGAGGAACUCGAGGGUUUCAGGCGGGAGGCGGCAAUCCUGCGUGACAAGCUGUGGCAGGCUCUCAGUCUUACAUCUGGUAACAAAAGGCAGUCCAGUUCUUUGAUCGACCUCACCUCGGACAGUACCUGGGAUCAGCAAAAGCCUCACUUGUUUCCUAAAUCCCGCUUGCAGCCAAAAAGUGCUUCAUCUCCCUGGAUUCCUUCCAUCACCAUCCCUCAGCCUUUUGAAAUGACACUGCGGGAAGCUCGCAAAAAGUCCCAGUUGAUGAAGUCAUACAUGUUUCUUGAACUAGACAAACAGAGAGACAAAAGGCAAAGCCAGGACGAAGCUGAAUGUCAGAAACAGUUCCGGGCACAGCCUGUACCUGCCCAUGUAUUUCUGCCCCUUUAUCAGGAAAUAAUGGAGCAGAAUGAGAUUCGCAGGCAAAUAGCAACACAGAAAAGAAAGGAGCUGCUACUUUCAACCCAGCGGCCCUUCAGUUUCCUGGAGAAGGAGGAGAAAAAGAAAGAAGCUAUCAGACAAAAGUUCCUGGCAGCAGCAUCCCCAAAUGACAGCUCCAAACAGAAGCAAGCCAGUAAAAAAGUUCCUAAAUCUACUUAUGACCCACUUCUUGGAGAUAAACUCAAAGAAGCUGAACUCUACCGAGAAAUUCGCAUUCGAAUGAGAGCAAAGGAUUUGCUUGAGAGCUCCGUAGCUCCUAUAGACACUAGCAACUGUCGGAGGGAUCCUCAGUCCCGAACUGCUACUAAAACUAAGCAGGAAAGACUUGGCUUCUUGCAGGACAAAAGUUUCAGCUUCAAGCCGAGAAUUAAUCCAACAGUACCGGAUUUUGAAGGACUUUACUGGGCAUUUCAGAGGGAAGCAGUAAGGAGACAAGAAAUCAAAGAGGCAACUCGUAAUAAGCCAUUCAAGCUAAGAACCUCCAAUCUCCGUGGCAGGCAGAGGCAGGCUAAUGAAAAGAUAAAGGAUUCUCAGCAACUUUCCAAAGUUUCAGUGCAAAAAAGUCAUUCUCUGACUGGACUUUCCUCUCUCUCUUCCAACACCCUUCCAGUGCAUAUUACAGAUGCAACUAGAAAAAGGGAAUCUGCUAUUAGAUACUCCCAAGAUAACAAAAAGGAAGGGGACAAAGAAGGAAUUUAUUGGCUGGAGAAACAGAAAAAGAAAUGUCAAACUAUACAAAAGUCAGUGAACAGUCGAGCAAAAGCCCUGGAUCCACAUAAAAGUCUGGAGGAAACACACAAGGAGAAAUUGAAACAGAACCGGCAAAAUAUGAGAGAGAGAACAAAGGAAUACAGAAAGGAGCUGGAAGAAAUGCAGCUGCGAGUCAAGAACAGACCGUACCUCUUUGAACAGGUCACCAAGCAUGAUGCUCGUCAAGGAGCAGAGCGUCGCUACAGACACACCCUCCAGCAGGUUGGGCUAAGUGAAGAAUUUGUAAGGAAAAAAGGGAAAGAUGCCACUGACUUGCUAGAAGAAGAAUCUGACGUUCACAGAGCGCCCAAGCCUCGGGGUGAAAAGGACAACUGUACUGUACAGGAAGGAGAACCUCAAGAGGAACAGAGUGGAAAGGAAAUGGCAACAUAA
Messenger RNA from Charadrius vociferus (killdeer), 1668 nucleotides. It is a transcript of the gene FAM161B, whose product is annotated as family with sequence similarity 161, member B. NCBI's taxonomy places the organism in Eukaryota, Metazoa, Chordata, Aves, Charadriiformes, Charadriidae. The transcript is spliced from 8 exons. Gene Ontology annotation, cellular component: cilium. Bases 1 to 1668 code for a protein of 555 amino acids. Gene Ontology annotation, biological process: cilium organization. The record is from RefSeq and is a predicted model, not a curated record.